Messenger RNA from Symbiodinium sp. CCMP2592, 4086 nucleotides. The record is from the annotation of a GenBank genome assembly. NCBI's taxonomy places the organism in Eukaryota, Dinophyceae, Suessiales, Symbiodiniaceae.
AUGAUGGCCUCAGGAACGCAACCAGAGUACACCGAGCACUACCAUGCAAGUGCUGCUGCCCCAACGGACUUCGAUCCCGAGAACAACGUCCUCAGCCUCGACAACAAGAACCCCAAGAAGAAGCAUGUGAUAAAGGAGAUUACCCCAGCGGACGUUGUACUGCCGGGAAGAGCCAAGAAGAUCUACGUCACGAGCUACUUCAAGAAGACGAACGUGUACUCCAAGUUCUACAAGAACGAAAGUGCUCUCAACAACGACAUCCUUGAGAAGAUCAACGCAGUUGAGAUGGAUAGGAAAGUGAUCUUCACCAAAGAAUUGAAGUUAUCCUGGACUCUGGCGCAGACGUUUCUCUUGUGCCAUCUUGGCUGGGAAGCCUUCACCGUUGCCUCGGUGAUCAACCCGCUGAUGGCCAUAGGCAAGCUGUUUCGAGAAGGUUGGGAGUUGCGAGUUAAUGAAGAAGAAGGUAUGUGCCUUACAGAUGGAAGCUCAAGAAUACCAGUGCAUCUCCACAGGAACAGCUUGGCAGCCUACGCCUACGUACAAACUCCUUCAAGAAGCAGAAGUUACAGCAGCAACAACUACAAGAUGGUUCGCACAGUUGUCCAGCUUAACAAGCACGUUCAGGAAGCAGUGAACCAAGAAGAACCUGGUUGGCACAACACAGACAGCACGGUGAUCGUGAAGUGUGCCACUCAAAGCAGCUAUGAGAACCCAUCUCUCAUGUACAGCCCUACGCACUUUCCAUACAGAAGCACUUUGGUGAAAGAAGAGAGAGGAUGGAGAGCAGUUGAAGUUUCAAGAAAGUACUCCGAGAAGGCAGACCCUUUUGAAGAGUUUGCUGAAGGAGAAAAGGAAGUGGUUACAGCCAUUUCAGCAAAGCCAAUUCCACUUUGGAUUCUUGGCACUCCUUACGCUGCCGGAGACCGAGCAGACCAAGAAAGCCAUGGUCGUGACUACUGGAAGAUGGACCUCGAGAAAGGAGAAGUUGUUCGUCACCACGUAGUACCAAGAACUGUAUUGUUUGACCCGACAGGUGUUGCCAACUGUCCUGUCCUCCUUCGAGAUCUCGAGAACAGCAGGUAUACCCAAGGAGACUGCAUCUACAGCACAGAAAUCUACGAACACAGCGACGACUGGAGAGCAGACCGUCUACCUCUACGUGAACACUUUCGUUUGCCGUGGUUUGGUCAAACAAGGUUUCGUGUGAAGUCAGGAGUUGUUGAAGACCUGAAGGCAGAAGCUGCAGCAGAGGAGCUAAAGAAGGAGAAAGAAGAGCACUACAAAGAGAAGGAAGAUUCAGCAGCACCACCAGCAGCAGAAGAGAGCAAAGAUGAGGAGAUGAGAGAAGCACAAGAAGACCAAGAAGCACCACAAGAAGUUGUUGAAGUUUUGGAGGAAAGCUUCUACCACGAAGGCGUCGAGUACACAGUGCAAAAGAGCAGUCUUAAGGAACUACAAGCACUUUGCAGAGAGUACGGAGUGAAAACAACAGGAAGCAAGAAGCAGCUCUUGAGGAGACUCGCCACAGCAGUCAGAGAAGAAAGGCUCAGCACGCAACACAAGGAACAACGGGAACACCACCAAGCAUACCACCUAGCACCACCACAGGAACCAACGGAAGAGGAGAGAGCGUACCACAACUUGACGCACCUUCCGUAUCAGCCUUGGUGUCCCCAUUGCGUUGCUAUGAAAGCACGAGAAGACAACCACAAGAAAGGAUUGAGCAAGCCAAGCAGCUCUACGGAUUCCGCGAAGCCCGUCAUCAGUUUUGACUUUUGCUAUACAAGCACCACAGGAAGUGAAGAGCCACCAGCAGUGACUCUUGUCGCUGUGGACAGCUGGAGCAAGGCAGUUCUUGCAGGGCACUGCAAGAGGAAAGGAGGUGCAGGAAGCACGACGCACCUCGCGGAAGCACUCGUGCAGUUCACUACGCAGCUCGGGUACAACACCCUCGUUCUCAAAGCAGACAACGAGAACGCAGCCAAAGCACUCAAGGACAAAGUACAGAAAGAAGAACGCGAACAGCUCGAGAAUGACGAGGCCGCCAGCGACCCUCCGAGUUCGGAGGUCAACAGAGCAGAGGAAACAGAAGGUUACCUCAACAUGCCUCAUGAUGAUGAAGUCUACGAAGCAGAUGAUGGCUUUUUGUACGAGUCGGAAGAAGAAGAGGAGACAGAGAGUGAACCAACGGAAGUUUUUACCAAGGUCCCUGUCGAGUUCUUCGAUGAGGAGAAAGGACCACCGAACGUGGAUCCAGCUUUUCUUCAGAAGUUGGAUGAUGAAGCUACAGUCAAGGAAAUCAAGAGGUUAACAAAAAUGGGAGUUAUUUCGUUGGUUUCUACGGACCCUCAGGAAGCAACUGAGAACGUACCUCUGGUAGACUCAGAGCAAGAACUUCACAAGUGGUUGACAACGAAGUUAGUGAAAGAUUGGAGGUUCAGAGAAGCUACAGGUUUUGAAGUUGAUGAAGCCACAGAAGGAACAACCAAGCCCAAGCAGACUCAGAGGUGCUGGCAGCGAAUUACAAAACUGGUGCCCAUGCUGGCUCUCGCCAACAAUUGGGCGAUCUACAGUGUCGACGUGAAAGACGCGUUUCUACAAGUCAACGUGACGCAUCCAGUCUUUGGUCAGACUUUUGUGAUGGACUUUUGGUGGAAGAGAAGUUUGAGCGUUGUACAGCAGUUCCAGCACUUUACCGUCUUCUACGACAAGGUGAACUACGACGUCGACUCCUUCAACGAGGAAAAGAAAGAAGUGACAGAGAGAGCAGAGAAGCUGAAGAAAGUUGAGGAAAGCCUGGAGAAGGAAAAGGAGGAGUUCGGAAACCAGAAGGCAGAGUUUGAGGAGACAGUGAAAAGGUUUUUGAAGAAGCAGAAGGAGGUGAAGGAAAAGGAAGACAAAGUCACAGAAAGAGAAGAGAAGGUAGAGAAGGACCUAGAGACCCUCCAAGGACAAGCCAAAGCCUUAAGCGAGAAGGAGACAGCCAUUGAAGAAGCGGAGGAGAAGGUCAAAGAAAGAGAAGCAGAGGUCGAGAAGAAGAGCAGAGAGGCAGAGAGGAAAGAGAGAAAAGCCCAGGAAAGAACCACCGGCUACGACGAGGAGAGAGAGGACUACGCCAAGAAGUACGUGGACGAAGCAAAGAAAGACUUGGAGAGAGAGCUUAAAGUGCUAAAGCAAGAAGAGAAAGUAAGGAACCAGAAGCUCGACGACCUCCAGUACGACUACAAGAGCCUCAAGGACGACUACCAGUACUUCAAAGGUUACUCAAAGGAAGUGGACGCACUUCUACUUGCAGCUAAGGACAAGAUCGGGAAGUACAAGAAGAAGGUCAAGAGCCUUAAGGAAACCAUAGGUGCAGCCUUGUCUGGAAGCAAAGGUGAAGAAGAGACAGAAGAGGCGUACAAGACCAAAGCAGAAGAAGAGAAAGAGAGGAAAGAAGCACAGGCAAAAGAGGAAGAGAAGAAGAAAGGAAAAAGGCCAAAGCAGGUAGAGACAGAAGACCAAGAAGAGAAGCCGUCAAGCAACCAAGGAGACGACGCUACCGUCGACCCCAACGACAUAGCUGAGUUCACGCAGCUUGGCUACGUGUGGGAGUUCAACAAGAAGACCCAGGAGUACCGCGUGAAGUGCGAGGACAAGAAAGGAAGCACGAGAAUCAAGAACGCUCCGGUGAAAGGCCGCCUCCUUUGGAACAAGGUAACGGAGUGCUACAGAAAGCACAACGUGUGGUUCGUGGACGGAAAGGAGCUCGAGAAGUACCUCGAAGGCAAGGAGAACGAGAAGAUCGAGGAAGAGGUGCAGCGACGCAUCGGCAUGAAGGGCAAGAACGACAACACAGGAAGCAAGGGAAAAGGCCCUUCCUGGGACGACGGACAGAACGACGGUUGGUGGUACAACGACCAGUGGAACAACGAGAACUGGAACACCACCGACGACGGCAGCAACUGGUACGAGAACGCGAACCCGCACAACAAAGGCUACUGGCAGACGCCAGAAGAGUGGGCGCAGCAGAACCAGUGGGAGCAGUGGACACCCAAAGGAAAGAGCAAAGGCAAGAAGUCCAAGAACUGGGUGCAGACCCAGUGA